Dibothriocephalus latus is the source of this 537-nucleotide messenger RNA. The record is from the annotation of a GenBank genome assembly. Lineage: Eukaryota; Metazoa; Platyhelminthes; Cestoda; Diphyllobothriidea; Diphyllobothriidae.
AUGAAAUGGCUGAUCUAUAGACUUUUUUUCCUUUCUAAGGAGUGGGAAAAGAAAUACAUUCAUCCUGGCUACUUCGAUUUCUUAAACGCGUCCAAAGAAGCGUUCGAGGAGCCCUGCCGAGAUGUCUUCUGGUUUCCCUUUCUGUCGGAGCGCUUCUGCAAAGAAAUGAUCGAGGAAUUGGAACAUUUUGGCCAGUGGUCAAACGGUAGCCCACACGACCCACGUCUGGACGGCGGCUACGAGAAUGUGCCCACGAUUGACAUCCACAUGCGUCAAAUUGACUGGGAGGAACACUGGAUACACCUUAUGCAAACUUAUAUACAUCCUCUUCAGCCAAGUCUCUAUGAGGGGUACACUGACAUGCCGACAGCGAGAAUGAACUUUGUAGUACGCUACAAGCCGGACGAACAACCCUUACUUCGACCUCACCAUGACGCCUCGACCUAUACUCUGAAUAUUGCUCUGAACAAGCCUGGACUCGACUAUAAGGUAAAUACUUCUCCUGUCUUUUCGCCAGCUGCAAGAUAUGUGUAUUGA